Molecule: messenger RNA, 2160 nt
Organism: Zingiber officinale
Lineage: Eukaryota; Viridiplantae; Streptophyta; Magnoliopsida; Zingiberales; Zingiberaceae
Product: histidine biosynthesis bifunctional protein hisIE, chloroplastic-like
Exons: 4
Coding region: 1523-2095 (190 amino acids)
Biological process (GO): L-histidine biosynthetic process
Molecular function (GO): phosphoribosyl-ATP diphosphatase activity; phosphoribosyl-AMP cyclohydrolase activity
Source: RefSeq, a predicted model, not a curated record
AGCUAGGUUGACGGACUGACCUGAUAGCUGGCACGAAGUCCAGAUGGGUCGAUGGGCUAACCGGACGUCUGACAAGUAAGUUAAGAUAAGUCACUGGAGAGGAAUGACUUGGUGAGGAUACGUUCCCGAUUAAGGAACUUAGGCACUGAUCCAACUUAGAACCAUUUCAGAAAUCUAAGUUGAGAUCUUAAUUAGAUUCCGGUCUCGGUGAGACAAAAUCUAAUGACUACUCUUUUAUUAUAACUGUGCUAGCACUUUAUUUUACAGGAUAGUAUAAUUUGCAUUUGCCUCAGAGUAACGUUUUCUUGCAAGAAGUUCCAGGCGCUCGGAAUGCAAAUUCUAUCUCCUCGCACUCAUCACAACGUGGAGCGCUCUGGUUGGCUGAGCUACGUCAGAGUCCAGGGGGAUCCGGGCGCCCGGAGCUUGCUAUAUAGGAGGGUGAGCCCUGGAACAAAACAACAACAACGUCUUCCAACCACUGCUCUACUGCACUGUGCUCCUGCGACGCUGCUUCUCCGACAACUUGCUGCUAAAAUCUUCUUUCUUUUAUUGUUGUUGGUAUUUUCUCUUUAAAGUUCCUGUAUUUACAUUUGUAACAUUUUUAUUAACUGCUAGUGAUUGCCUAACGAAAGCACUCGACGAGUGCGGGCCUUGGAGUAGAAGGCUUCGAACCAAGUAAAUUAGUUCGUGCUAGCAUUGUUUUAUUUUUCUUUUCCGCUGUGCACUCGAUUUUGCUAUGAUAUUUUUUCAAUCGCUAUUAACCCCCCCCCCCCUCUAGCGACUUUUCACGAUCCAACAAGUGGUAUCAGAGCAGGUACCGUUCUGAUUUGGUGCAACCAUCAGUCAGACAAAGGGGGGUGAAAUUCUUUUUCAGUUUAUUUCGGCUUUAAGUUUUACGUUAUAAUCCAAACUGGUAUCAUUACAUUUUUGGAAGUUUUUCGUAGCAAUUAAACUGAACUGGUGCAACACCAAUUCAGUUUUAGAUUCUUUUUAAUUUAUUCCCGCACUACUAAUCCAAGUCCAAGUAUUGAGAUUUCUCUCCUCGUUUUCUUGUGUACAAGAUCUAUAGCCUUGAACGAAGGAUAUAACACUGUCCGUCCCCUUCUAUUCAACGGUGAUGACUUUCCCUACUAGAAGAAGUGAAUGGAGAUUUAUCUAAAGACCGACUUCGACCAGUGGUUUAGCGUCACCAGAGGCUACAGGGCGUCGAUCGACAACUCCGGAAAUCCACUGGACCCAUAACAGUAGACUUCGAACAUGAAAAAGAAAGUCUUAACAGACUUCAAAGUCCUCAACACACUACAAUGCGGGCUGACGAGAGAAGAGCUGAACCGAGUGGGUCCACACCAAAAUGCGAAGGAAUUAUGGGACAAGCUAGUCGAACUACACAAAGGAACGAGCGACGCCAAGGUAACUAAAUGAAGGAUAUAGCUCAGGUAGAAACACUAUUAGAAGUGUCAAAUGGGACAGCAAAGGGUUGGCAGCUGCUAUUGCACAAAACGUGGACACUGGAGCUAUUUUGAUGCUGGGUUUUGCCAACAAAGAAGCACUCGCAGUUACCAUUGCGUCUCAGAAGGCAACUUUCUACAGUAAAUCAAGGUCAACCUUGUGGACGAAGGGAGAGACCUCUAUGAAUUUCAUAAAUGUCCAUGACAUUUUUCUUGAUUGUGAUCAUGAUUCAAUCAUAUACCUUGGGAAGCCUCUUGGACCAACCUGCCAUACUGGAGUAGAGACCUGUUACUAUUCGUCUGUAUAUGAUCUUUUGGAUGAUCAAGAGUCCAUCCAAGAUCAUCUAGCAUCUACAACCUUAUACUCAUUGGAGGCUACAAUUUCACAAUGCAAGGAUGAAAUCGACUCAUUGAAAAAUGGAAAAUCAUCAUGGACGAAGAAGUUGCUUCUUGACAACGAGUUACUUUGCUCCAAAGUCAGAGAAGAGGCCUCAGAGCUCGUAGAAACAUUGCUCCAAAAUGAAGACAAGACUCGAACUGCAUCAGAGAUGGCAGAUCUGAUAUACCAUGCAACGGUAUUGCUCAAGCUUAAGGAUGUAAAAAUGGAGGAGGUCCUUGAAGUCCUUAGAAAAAGAUUCUUGAAGUAAGAAUUAUAUUAUGCAUAGACAUUCAAAUUUCCUAAUUUUAUAAUCACCUGUAUGAGUUUAAUGUA